AUGCAUACCACAAGUCAUGUUGCAGGUUGGCAGGCUACCUCCCUGGUGGUCUGCCUCCUGGGCUUGGCCCUCGGAGUGCUUGCCAAAAUCGAACCCUUUGCGCUGUCAGAUGUGAGGUUACUAGAUACAUCGCACCAGAUACGAUACGAGCGCUUAAAUGCAAAGUACUUACUAGAGAUGCUUGACCCGGACCGGCUGUUGUGGUCCUUCCGAAAAACAGCUGGGUUACCAACGCCGGGACAACCCUACAUCGCGUCGUGGGAAGAUCCAGGAUGCGAGCUGCGGGGUCACUUUGUAGGACAUUACUUGUCAGCCCUUUCGCUGGCGUACGCGAGCACAGGUAACAUCGCAUUUCACACGCGUCUGGCGCUCAUGGUCUCCGAGCUUGGGAAAGUGCAGCAGGCGUUGGGCUUGGGCGGCUACCUGUCCGCCUUUCCGUCAGAGUUCUUUGACCGGGUUGAGGCCCUCAAGCCCGUAUGGGCACCGUACUACACGAUCCCUAUCGCACCAUUCCCUGACACGACCCAGAUCCACAAGAUUAUAGCCGGGCUUGUCGAUGCCUACGAGCUGGGCGGCCAGAAGGAGGCCCUGGCCAUGGCGUCCCGCAUGGUGGCGUACCAUUGGAACCGCACACAGGCACUUAUCGCCUCUAAGGGCAGGGAGCACUGGAAUGGAGUGCUCAACUGCGAGUUCGGGGGCAUGAACGAGAUCUUGUACCGGAUGCACCGGAUUACGAAGGACCCGACGCACUUGGAGUUCGCCCGCCUGUUCGAAAAGCCGUUCUUCAUGAAGCCCAUGGUCAACAACUUUGACAUCCUGGAAAGCCUGCAUGCCAACACGCACCUGGCUCAGGUGGCCGGCUUCGCGGAGGCGUACGACACUGUUGGUGAUGAGGCUGCGCGCAACGCCACGCGCAACUUCUUCGACAUUGUCACCACCCACCACAGCUUCGCGACGGGCGGCUCCAACGAUCACGAAUUCUGGCAGGCACCAGACCGCAUGGCUGACUCCGUUAUAAAGCAAAAAGACGCGGUGGAGACGCAGGAGACAUGCACCCAGUACAACAUCUUGAAGAUCGCGCGGUCGCUAUUCCGCUGGACAGGAAAUGUAGCCUACGCCGACUUUUAUGAGCGUGCGCUCCUAAACGGCAUCCUGGGCACAGCGCGCCUGCCUCCGGAGGAUUGGCCCGAGCGUGCGCUUCCACACCGCCACGGCGAGGAUGCGCACCAUCAUCACCACCAUCACGUCAACCACCUGCGUCGGAGCCUCGUCACGUUGUCUAGUGGCCCCGGUCAACACUCGGCGUCAGGUAGCGAUGCCGGGGCCGCAAAGACGGAGGCGGGUGAGGAAGGCGUGCUUGUGAGCCCGCACCGAAGGCCGCACAACGAGCAGUGGCUGCCCUGGUGGGCCUUCGCGAAGCCGCAGCCCGAGUGGAAUGCCUCGGACGCCCAUGGGCCAGGCGUGUUCCUCUACCUGACGCCGUUAGGCACGGGGCAGUCCAAGUCCGACAACAUCCACCACUGGGGCUUCCCGUAUCAUUCAUUCUGGUGCUGCUACGGCACGGUCGUGGAGUCCCACGCCAAGCUCGCGGACUCCAUCUACUUCAAGGACAUGAACCCACAGCAGGGCGGACCCAGCGACCCCUCCGCCCCCAAGCUGCCGCCCCGGCUGUACAUCAACCAGCUGGUACCGUCCAAGGUCACAUGGCAUGAGCUGGGGCUGCGAAUAACCACUGAAGCCGAUAUGUUCGCACCAGGCCCUGCUGCCACGGCGCAGAUUCGCUUCGACCCGUUAAGUGCAGCUGCUGCCGGCUCGCAGCUAUCGGCUAUGUUCACGCUCAUGGUGCGGGUGCCGGAGUGGGCGGCUAGGGAGGCGGCCAGUGGGACCGCCGGUCGCGGCCGCGGCAUCAGCAUCGGCGUGAACGGCCAGUCCUGGACUUCCUGCCCUGGCGCGCCCGUCCCGGGCAGCUACUGUCAGGUCACCAGGCAGUGGUCAACGGGCGACGUCGUGUCCCUGCGCCUGCCCAUGCGCUGGUGGCUGAAGCCCCUGCCAGAGAACCGGCCUCAGUACAGCGGACUGCAGGCUGUCAUGAUGGGCCCCUUCGUCAUGGCCGGCAUUACCCAUAACGACCGGCUGCUCCGCCUUCCCGGCAGCUCCUCCGCUGCUGCGGCCUCGGCCUCGUUGGGCACCAGCACGGGCUCCCCUGUCAACCUGGGUGGCCGGGUGUACCUGCCCGAGGAGGCCGAUGAGCUGCUCUCACUGCAGGCCGCAUGGAACGCGAGCCUGCACGUGCGCCAUGACGCCAACCUGCUGUAUAUGUCAGCGCUGGAGGACGGCGGUGACGCCAUGGACGCCACAUUCCGGCUGGGCCGCGGCUGCCACCACGGGGGCCGCACCGACAGCGGUUUCACUUCGUCGGUUUCGGAGCACCACAAUCUGCUGUCGCUGCUGCACGGGCAAAGCCAUCGACAGGACAUCAGCACGGACGUUCCCAGCCACGGCGCCCUGUCCGACGCCUUCACGUCGCUCCGGUCGCUGAUGCGGCUAGGUCAGCACGACGCCGGGCAACAACUGAGCCUGGAGGCCAUGGCCUACCCCAACCACUACAUCGCGUACGACCAUUCAGAUGUCAUCGUGCUGCAGCCGGGAGCUGCAGGUUCGAAGGCCGCGUCCUGCAAUCGGGCCAUGUGGAUGAUGCGCCCCGGGCUAGACGGGGCCCCCGACACGGUAUCGUUUGAGGCAGUGGCGCGGCCCGGCUACUACUUAACGGCUGUAGGGUUUGACGGAAAGGCAUCGGAUGUUGCGGCAUCCUGUCGUGACGCGCCGAAGGAGACGUGCCAAGAAGGCGGCAGUGACAGCUCAUGCACGUCGGAUUCCUUUGCUCCUGUUGCUGCCACUGAGGUGAUGUUGGCGGCGACGGCAGCGGUGGUGGUGGUGGAGGAGGAGGACCUUGCUGGUCCGCAUGUAAAUGUAUUAGUACGGAGGCCUGUGGCGGCAUCUGCUGCGGCAGAGAUUCAGACCGAAGCAGCGAAGCCUGCAGCCGAGAACCGCCCACAUCACCGUUAUCGUCCUGGAGGAGGCGGCUUCGGCGGCUCCAAAACCAUCCCGCGGUGCCGAGAUGGCGCGGGCACGAGUGUCCCGCUGUCUCUGCCUCCGCCGCCACCAGCUGCAUCAUGUAUGGCCGACAGCGUCGGCAUCUGCUGCCCCCCUAGCCCCCCUCGUGUGGAUGCUUCCCGCGAGUGCUCCGGCAUCCUCAGGACCACCUCUUGCACUGAUAGCAUUGUCCGUACCGCACCUUUUGGACACAGCUGCCACAGGUUGCGUGUUAGUGGAGCCACCCCAAGCAUGAGCGGCAAGGCAUCGCCGAGCUCCUGGAGGCAAUGCAGUGUUGUUGCUCGGCCGCUAUCACCACCACCUCUUGUGCUUGUGAAAGGUCUGAUGCUGGGGCAACGCCGCUGGGCUAGGGAAACGCCGCUGGAGUGA
Molecule: messenger RNA, 3483 nt
Organism: Volvox carteri f. nagariensis
Lineage: Eukaryota; Viridiplantae; Chlorophyta; Chlorophyceae; Chlamydomonadales; Volvocaceae
Exons: 16
Coding region: 1-3483 (1160 amino acids)
Biological process (GO): L-arabinose metabolic process
Molecular function (GO): alpha-L-arabinofuranosidase activity
Source: RefSeq, a predicted model, not a curated record